UGGACAUCAGAAACACAGAACAUAUGGCUCGAACACAGGAGGGCAGCAUUCUUGAAUGCUCAGGAGAUCAAAACCACCUCCGCUUUCAUGUUGUCCACCUCUGAAGCUUGGUUCAGUGAGUUUGGUGUUGAUCCACCCACUGCAAAGGAGCUACAGCAGGUGAAUGGCAGCAAAGAGGCUGCCAAUGUCAUUGUAACAGAAAAGACGAAGAAACACCUGCGAUGGUGGUUUGAUAACCAUACACACAUUACAUCAUCUGGCAGUGGUUCGAAGAAGGUGCUCGACUUGACAAAGGGCCACAAGCAGAGAUUGCACGCGUAUCAAGCCUAUUACAAGCUC
Laetiporus sulphureus 93-53 is the source of this 339-nucleotide messenger RNA. RefSeq lists its product as uncharacterized. The annotation marks the transcript as partial. The record is from RefSeq and is a predicted model, not a curated record. Lineage: Eukaryota; Fungi; Basidiomycota; Agaricomycetes; Polyporales; Laetiporaceae. The transcript has 2 exons.